Molecule: messenger RNA, 1990 nt
Organism: Dermacentor silvarum
Lineage: Eukaryota; Metazoa; Arthropoda; Arachnida; Ixodida; Ixodidae
Product: protein trunk
Exons: 1
Coding region: 503-1357 (284 amino acids)
Molecular function (GO): signaling receptor binding
Source: RefSeq, a predicted model, not a curated record
UGCUGACUUCGCGAGCUGAGCCGAUUAUCGCCUUCUCGGCAGCUCCGAACAAACCACCAACUCCUCUCGCUAUUUCCUCCUUCAUUUCAAACUUGCCUUUCUUUCUUUAUUUCUCUCUCUCUCUCUCUCUCUCUCUUUCCUACGCAUUCCCGAUUGGCUUUGGAGCAAAAAGACGGCACGCACGAUGCCCUCCCUGGUUCCGAGGAAAAUAAUCCUCCCUUCAGCCUUGGCCCACGCUCCCUACGGCUACUGCACUCUGGUAAAGCAACGUUUCUUUAGGUGGCGUUCACUGCGAGGAAAGUAGGAAGCAGCAAGCGCACUGAACCGUUGCGAGCUCUUACGGCUACCGGAAACAGACCAUCGUCGUUUCUUCCUGAUAACCAGUUAUUAUCUAUGCAGCAUCAUCGCUCAGUAAAGCAGACACGAACGCCGCAGACGGCGCUGAUCACCUGGCAUCUUGGUGUCAGCGAGGACCGUUGACCGCACCCGUCAUGAGACCACCAUGCUCUCGCUGGUGCGUAUCGUGCUCGUUGCAGCCGCGUUCCUGCAGCUCCUGGGACCCGCGGCUUCUAACAAGAAUGGCUGCGCUCGGACCACCGUGGAAGAGCUUCGAGAACGUCUGGGACCGGCGUUCAACGCGCGCUACAUGUCCAUAGACAAGCCACCGAAGGACGAGGAACCCACACGCAUCUACGCCCGACACACGGAAUCCGUACUACAGAGCGACGACCCCUACGCCGUCAGCAGCCCGGACAACGCGCAGCUCGACCAGCGGGCACACCCGAGCUUUCGCGUAGACCCGGACUUUGUUCAAGACGUGGCGUUGAGCGCCGGUCACGCAAGUGGGUACGACGGGCCGCAGACCAGGGCGCGAAGGAACGAGGACGUCGUCGACGACGGAGAGUCGCACGGAGUGCCGAAGAAACGCCGCAAGUCGUCGUUGCGGCUUCGAAAGACGUCUCCCUGGAAGGGUCAUCGUGAGCUGGAAGAGAUGUCGGCCACGCCACAGCGACGCGGAGGCAUCCAGCGUGGAAACCGCGGACGUCGUCACGACGGCGCGAAGAAGCCCUGGGGCUGCGAGUCCCGCAUGGAGUGGCUCGACUUGGGCGAAGACCGCUUCCCGAGGUACCUGCGCACGGUGCGCUGCAUGGGCGAGGCAUGCUGGUUCACGCACUUCCAGUGCAAGGGCCGCGCCUUCACCGUCAACGUGCUAAGGCGCGUCGCCGCCCUGCCAGCGUGCGGAGGAGACGGACGCACCUCGUCCGAGAACUUGCCCGACGAUCUUCGCGAGAAAUGGGUCUUCGAAGAGCGUGCCGUCACGUUCUGCUGCGAUUGCACCGCAACGAGUGACGACUGACUUUUCGGCAGUGAGUGUGUGUGUGUGUGCGCGGUAUAAUCAUCUGACAACGUUGUUCUCAAAGCCAUGCCGCAAUCAUGACAGUGACACGGGGAUGUGCUUGCGCACAAUGCACUUCCCUAAGUAGUACGAUGCUGCCCAUAAAGUCACCUCGCAAGGUGCGUUGAACACUAUUCCGUUCACGCUUGUCUCCCAUUUUCUUUCUUUCGUGGUUGUCUCAGACCACACGCAGUUGGAUGGAAUAUGAGUGGCGAGAUACAACAUAGCCCCGCUCUACAUAUAACACUGGCCCAAACGCAGUUAAAUGAUAACUCCGGCGAUAGUUCGGGUGCAUGGAUCUGAACAAACUUUCUAUCGUUACAUCAUCCUGAGUACUUCGGUCACCUGCGUCAAACGGUGCGACUGAGUGUUGUUUACACGAACAGUUGACCACUCAGUAAAUCAGGAAAGUGCUGGCGGACUGUUCGCUUUUGUUCAAUGUAGGUUUAUUAUUUUUUUUUUUUUUCAACUACGAUCGGCAGGCACUUCUCGGACAUUCGGUUCGAACGUGAAGCCCUUCCAUUCGUAUACAGGGUGUCCCAGCUAUCACGCAGCACGAUUUAAAAAAAGAGGAACGGCGUUACGCGAAGCAAA